This is a messenger RNA of Acanthochromis polyacanthus (spiny chromis), 5975 nucleotides long. RefSeq names its product VPS9 domain containing 1 (gene vps9d1). The transcript is spliced from 17 exons. Lineage: Eukaryota; Metazoa; Chordata; Actinopteri; Pomacentridae. The coding region runs from base 47 to 2077 and encodes 676 amino acids. Gene Ontology annotation, molecular function: guanyl-nucleotide exchange factor activity; small GTPase binding. Gene Ontology annotation, cellular component: cytosol; endocytic vesicle. Gene Ontology annotation, biological process: vesicle-mediated transport. The record is from RefSeq and is a predicted model, not a curated record.
CAGCAGCGGUAGAAGAAGACGAAGAAGAAUUAGAAGGAAGCUAACCAUGGCUACAGCUGACAGCGGACUGAAGCCUCUUCAAAAUGCCAUGAAAAUGGCAAAAACAGCGAUACAGCUGGACGGAGGAAACAAACACAAGGAAGCCUACUGUGAAUACCUCCGGACCAUCAACUACAUUUCACAUGCACUUUUGGAGGAAGCUGCGUCACAAAAGGAGAAGGAGAUGGUGGCGGUGGAAGUGGAGCGGAUGCUGAGGUUGGCUGAACAAUGUCUGGAGAGAGCAAAGUCGUUCAUAGGGAAGAACGUCGACCCACCAGACCUCCACACCUCCUCUUCUUCUGCUGCUGCUGCUGCUUCCUCUUCAUCAGAGCCCCAUCAGACCACCUCUGCUCCUGCAAACACCGUCCCUGCAGCUGAUUCUCCUGUUGAGCAGAAAUCCAGCAGCCCGGCAAAAACCAACCAUCGUAGAGUUUUAUCAGACGGUGGAGGGGAGCUCUCUCCUUUCCUGCCUCCUGAAGUCUUCCAGAGAUUACAAACUGUAGCAGCACAGGACACGAGCAAGAAGGAGCUGACUCCCAUCGAAGAAGCAUCACGACUGAACCAGAAGCUGAAAGCCACCUAUGAAGCUCGACUGGCCAGACUCACCCCUGGUCAGGCCUACCAGAAGACGUCUUUGACACUGUCUCUCCAGCGGCAGAUGAUGGAGAACCUCAUCAUAGCCAAAGCCAGACAGGAUGCUCUGCAGAGGAAGAUGGAGGAGAGAAGACUGAGGCUGCAGGAAGAGGCCAACAGGAGAUUUGCAGCAUCUGGGGCGAUGACUGCAGAGGAGCAGGAGCAGCGAGUUCUCUACACCAAUGUGUUGGAAUAUGAGCAAGACCACGAUUGGCCCAAACAGUGGAAAGCCAACAUGAAGAAGAAUCCUGACAUCACACUGGUGUCGGAUUUAGUCUCCUACCUGCUCAGCCGGUCCGACCACCCGGUGGUGAAGCUGCUGAGGAAGCACCAGUACAGGAUUUACAACCGGCUCUACCCCAUCGUCAGCAAAGGCCUCCCGCAGAGUCCCAACAUGUCGCUGAGACCUUCUCGCAGCAUUCACAACCUGCUUCGUCCAGAGACUCAGAGGAAGCCCAUCAGCAGCUUCAGCACCGACUCCUCGCUCUCCCCGUCACACUCUCAUGAACUCAACACCAACUAUGAUGAGGAGGAGGCAGAGGAGCCUCAAACUCAGCUGCCGGUGGACCGGGAGAACUCGUUUGAAGACCUGGAGCAGUUCCUGACCCAGCUAGACUGGGCACCGCCCCUCAGCAGCGACACCAGCUUUGAUUCCGAACCAACCGGCGAUCCGUCGCUGCAGGAUGAGAGCUGCAUCCAUGAGCUGGAGAAUAAAGCGAUAAAAGAACACCUGAAGGCCAUCGUUAAGGACAUUCAUAUCGCCAUAGAACAGCUGCUGUCGCUGUGUUUGCUGUCCUUCGAGUGUCUGAACACAGCCAGCUAUAAGGAUCUCUGUCUGGCCAGCAUAGAGGAAGCCUUCUUCACGCCGCUAUGGAGCGCCAUCGUCACCCUUUUCAGGAAGGUCCACAGAGAAAGAGAGCAGGCGUUCGAGACGGGCAUGAAGUUGUACCGAGACGCUUCACCCGGAGACGUCGGCGUUCCCUCCAAACUCUUUCCCCCGGACACCGGAGCUCUGCAAGGUUCCUACCCCUAUGAGUCUGCGGUUCAGGAGCUGAAGCUUCUGGUUCAGGACUGCUGUCCACAGAGGAAGCUGGAAUGUCUCGUUCGGACGUUACGGCUGAUCUGCGCCUGUGCUGAGGAUUACAGGUGUCUUCAUGAGGCCGACUCUUCUCCCCAAACUGCCGCCAUCGGUGCAGACGACCUGCUGCCCAUCCUCUCCUUCGUGGCUCUCCGGUGUCAGUGUCCUCAGCUGGUGUCUGAAUGUGCUGCUCUGGAGGAGUUCAUUCAUGAGGGCUACUUGAUAGGAGAAGAAGGUUACUGUCUGACCUCCAUGCAGAGCGCCUUGGCCUUCGUCGAAUCACUGCAAACGGCAACAACUCACCUUCCUGCACACAAACUCGUAUGAAAAAGGCUGCUGCACGUCGUUCCAGCUGCAUAACUGAGAAACCACAGCUAUACCUGCAUCUUCUGCAUGUUAUCUUGUACUCGGAUGUACUUUCUAUUUAACUGAAGGACUUCCUUUUGCUCCGUUUCUAACAGAGGGACUGAACUAGUGCCUAUGAGACAUUUCUAACCAAAUCAGAGCCUGCAUGGGACCAAGCUUUCCUUUGCUGAGACGUAUCGCUCUGUUACGUAGCGCUGGACUGUAGUUGAGACUGGAGUUGUCCUAAACGGGCUUUAAACUCCAUCAAAACUGCUCCAGCCACCUUUCCUACGUCGGAUAUGGCAGGUCCAAACAUUUCAGUAACCCAUGUCCUGCUGUGGAAAAGCUUGCUCUCAUUUUUGUUUCGUUACACAACUCUUUGUGACACUUUUCAUGUCAACAAUUGAGAGAGUGUCUGAAAAUGUUCUCCAUUUUCCCAGUUUUCGCCUUUCCGUGACAACUACAGCAAAAGUCUAACCGACUAGUUGAGAAAGACCAUAAAUGGGUCCUGAGGGAACUUUUAGAAGUGAUGCCAUUGAUUGCAUGAAUGCUGAAGCCCCAUUCAGACAGAAUUCUAGUGGUUAUGGAUGGAAUAUUCCUUGUGGUUUCUGGCUAUUUGUUGUUCUGGACGGCAUUUUAAACUGCAAAGAUAAUCAUCCUGGACAAAGCAGGACACAAAUAAAGAUCCAUAAAUCUGCUGAGGAAGUGAAGAAAAAACUCUGCAGAGGUUGUCUGAGAAUCUUCACAAUUUAGGUUUCUCCAGUAUCGCACUAAUCCAGUGUUAUUAAACUGUACAUUUAUGGGUACAUCACAAAGAGGAGCCACCACUUUGACCACAAUGCUGCCACAUUUAUUAUUUUUUUGGCCAAAACCAGGGUGAAAACUGGACUCAAAGAGAGCAGUUAGUAAACUUCUAUUGUUGUAUUGGUUCCUAAAAAUGAGCAUAUGUUGGCGUUUCCAUCAGAUCGGCUAUUGGCUGAUAAAAUACAGGAGAAGGAAAGAUCUUACUGGUCACAUACAAUACACCUGGAUUAAGAUUACUAACCAGAGUAGGUUAUAUUAAAAUCCUGUCUGAAAGGGGCUUUACAGAGGAAAAAAAGCUGCAAUAUGUGAUUGUUUGCCAAUGAGGGAAUGGAUCUUUUGAACAGUAUUGCAGUUUUUACUGUCUUUAUUCAGGAAAUAUGCAGAGUCUGUGAUAAAGCAGCACUACUGAUGUUGUGUUUAGAUAUUUUUCUCCGUUAAAAUGUGGGAAAUCCAUUUAAUUGUUGAGGGACUGCAAGUUGAAUUUUUUUUUUUUAAAGAAAGGCACGUGUUUUAAAGAGCGAUGGAAACCACAAACUAUGGAUUAAAACUGAUGCACUUUGGAUGUGGAGGCGUUCAGGGACGUUACACUGGAGGAUGAUGAUGAUGAUGAUGAUGGUGUUGAGUUCAGACAGACUUGCUGAGCGACUAGAUGCCACAGGAAUGACUGCUGAGGGUUACAGACUAUCUGUAGCUCGUAUUUACUGUACAUCAGGAAGCUGGUGUACUUUAUUAGUUUGCUCCACUUUUUUUGGUGCAUUGCCGUGGGGACUGCAGACACGUGACCGUUAUCUGUUGAUUUUCAGUUGCUAAUUUUUGCUCUCUUAUCUGCAGUUUUUAGCUUGAGUUGAUUUUUUUUUUUAAUGCCAACUUUUUUCAUGCCUUCCCUUUGAUAGUUGUAUAAGACCUAUGUGUUAGGAAAACACUAGAUGUUUGGUAUAUUUUUAUGCUUUUCUGUUGAAGAUUUUUAGUUUUAAAUAUGCAGAUGUUUGAGUGAAGAUGGGGUGGGCGAUGGCACCAGAUGAUCAAAUCAGUUGCUUAAUUACAAAGUCUGACACUAAAACUCAAAGCUAGAAGUGAUUCGUAGCUCCAGCGCUUCCUUCAGGAUGUCUGCGCAGUUCUUCGUCCGUCGUAGUAUCUUCUAAGACGCUUCCAGGCUGCUGCUGUUGUGGCGAUCCUCAAUGUCAUUCAGCUGCAAUUCCAGAAAGUGCUCGUGUCGGAUUCACAACUCCACCAUUCUGGAGGGACAAAUCUCUCCGGAAAGUUCUGACCAGAAGAAAGGAUUUGAAGCUCCAAUGCUUUGACGAUUGAUUCAAGAUGCUGAUACAGUCGCUGCAAAUCUUUGCUGUCUUCUGUUGCGGAAAAAAAGAAGCUUCCAGGUCUCUGUUGUUGUAAUCCUCGAUGUCAUUCAGCUGCCUCUACGCCAGACUGGACAAGUGUUCAUGGAUCUGACUGAGGCCUCAAGGUCACUAGGUGGUUAUGACUUGUCAGUAGUUGACUUUUCACUGUAGGAACUCAAAGUGGUGUAAAGAUUUACAGGAAGAGCCCUCUAAUCAACCCUUUUUGUUUCAGCUUCAACUGCAACUUCGACUUCAUCAAAACAACAAGCAGCAGUUUCUGGACCAGUUCUAGCACCACUUAGGAAAUGGAACAAUAGAGAUUUUCUAUGUUAGCUGACAUGUUCCAACUUCAAGAACCAACCUUGUAGAACUUUCUUCAAGAUCGUUUUCAGGGAAGAACCUCCUCCCAUGUAGAUAGAAAGUAGUUCCAGUGAUGACUGCAAUAGAACCAAAAGCUGUAAAUGUGGGUGCCGUCUAAGCUGAGUUCCUGCUGUAAAAAAGCGCCUGUUUUUGGUGUCAUUAAGCUGCCUUUCCGGUAAAUUUCUCAUCUUGAACUUCAGCUUUACUUUCCUGGACUGCAGAUGGCACCUGCACCUGUGAUAUCUGAUCAUAGGUGGACUGAAGAGCAUUCUUGUUUUUCUGUACUGCUUUUGUAAGCUCGGUAUGGCGGCACAUGGACCAAUUGGGAGAACAGAAUGUGGACUGUUGUUACCAGAUGCAGCCCAAGAUGUUGGACUCGAUCAGGAGGAUAAUUUUUUGCACACGAAGCUAAAUGAUCCAGAGUGACCACCACAACAGAAAGGGGAAACUCAAGACAGAAUAGCGAGGUGGUUUGCAGUGACUGAACUUAGCCAUAGCAAGCUUAAUGUUGCAUUCUUAAAAAGCAAAUCCUACACCAGAAUAAGAUCAUCUGCAAGUUAUGAUUGUCCACUUGCCCACACCUAUCUAAAUGGGUGCAUUUUUUUAGCCCGUUACCUGCACACCAUGUUUACUUCUUCACACCAUUUUGUCAUUCUCAUUUGGUUGCCGUUGGUUUCCACUGAUUCCACCGCAGUCGGCUCCACACAUGCUUUGCUUUUAGUCCCUGUUUGUGUCCAAAGUUGGUCACAGAACCUCAAACUCAUGCAUUCUUGCAAGACUUGCGUAAAGGUGGCGAUAAAGGGAUCUUAAUGUCAAGCAGGUUUCAAGGCUUUCAGUGUAUUUUUUUAAGUGCUGAGAUUAAUGGGAACCAGUAGCUCCUGGAUUCAGAUGUCUUUAACCACAGAAUGCCUCUGCAGUGAGUUAAAUAACACGAGCUAACAGGCUGAUCGGUUUGUGUUUUCAAGACAAAUCAAGCAAACUUUGAUAGAAGCCUCCACAUAUAAUGAAACUUAUGAAUUCUUUUUAUUUGGAUCGCUUGCUUUCUCGGAUUUACUAUUUAAAAUAUGUUUUCUAAUUUUGUAUGAGUCCAAAAGAUGUGAAAAAAUAUCUUAGAAGCUUUUUGGGGGGUUUGUUACAACUCCCUGCAACACCAAAAACAGAUCUAUGUCUAUAUGGUGUAUGUUGAUGUAAUUAGUAACAAUAAAAAUGCUGUGAUAUUUUGCAGAGUGGAUGAAGCCACUACGCUCAUGUAAAGGAUUUAUUGUACAUUUUGCUUUGGGAAUUGAACGUGUCAUUAAACUGUACUGUGAGUGCUUGAAACUAAUGAAUGUGAGUUUGAGAGACGAGUCAAUAAAGAGAUCGGAGAGAUGUUGAAAUCA